CACUGGGCGUGGCGGCCAUUUUGUUUUGGACACCGAGCGGGAGUUGGCGGCAGCGGCUGUGGUUGCUUAGACGAAAGGCAGGAAAGGGCAGGCCGGGCGAGCAGGCGGACCGACCUACCGACCGGACAGACAGCCAACAACGGCGAACUAACCUAGAUAGUCUACCACAUACACACGUAGCCAGCCGCCCAAGUUAACCCGAGCCCCUCCACCGUGAACUCAGGUUCGGCCGGCCCCCGGCCCGCCUGCCACAGCCGUGGUGGCAGCCCCGGCAGGAGCACUGGCGUCCGUUUCCUUUGGUGGGUGUGUGCGAUUCUCGGGAUUUGAAGAUGGCUGCACAGUCAACACCGAAAGUUGUGCUAAAAAGCACCACCAAGAUGUCUCUAAAUGAGCGCUUUACUAAUAUGCUGAAGAACAAACAGCCGAUGCCAGUGAAUAUUCGGGCCUCGAUGCAACAGCAGCAGCUAGCCAGUGCCAGAAACAGAAGACUGGCCCAGCAGAUGGAGAACAGACCCUCUGUCCAGGCAGCAUUAAAGCUCAAGCAGACCUUAUAUGCAAGUCCGGACAGUGGCUGUGGAAGGAUAUGUCCAAGCUGUGGCUGGGCGUCUGAAGGGCGGUGCUAUGCAACUAAGAGCUUAAAGCAGCGCCUGGGUAAGAGUAACAUCCAGGCACGGUUAGGCCGACCCAUAGGGACCCUGGCCAGGGGAGCAAUCGGAGGACGAGGCCUGCCCAUAAUCCAGAGAGGCUUGCCCAGAGGAGGACUACGUGGGGGACGUGCCACAAGAACCCUGCUUAGGGGUGGGAUGUCGCUCCGAGGUCAAAACCUGCUCCGAGGUGGACGAGCCGUAGCUCCCCGAAUGGGCUUAAGAAGAGGUGGUGUUCGAGGUCGUGGAGGUCCUGGGAGAGGGGGCCUAGGGCGUGGAGCUAUGGGUCGUGGCGGAAUCGGUGGUAGAGGUCGGGGUAUGAUAGGUCGGGGAAGAGGGGGCUUUGGAGGCCGAGGCCGUGGACGAGGGAGAGGGAGAGGCGCCCUUGCUCGCCCCGUGCUGACCAAGGAACAGCUGGACAACCAGUUGGAUGCAUACAUGUCGAAAACAAAAGGACACCUGGAUGCUGAGUUGGAUGCCUACAUGGCACAGACAGAUCCCGAAACCAAUGACUGAAACCUGCCCGCCCUCCUGUGAGAGAGUCUUGUUAAAAGUCCCCACAUCUGUACAUAACCUCGAGAUAACACCUGAGCAGAAACCUGAGGGAUGCUGGAAGGACCUGUCACAAUAGGCUGUGGACUGACUUGCCACCAGUUGUGUAUUUAGUGUGUUCCGUUUUCUUUUUUGAUACUGUGUUGUGUUGAAGCCCUUUUUUUUUUUUCCUCUGACUUGGGUUUUGUUUUGUUUGGAUUUUUUCCCAUUGCCCAGACUUAUCUUAGAAUGUGAAAUGGGCUAGCCUUGUGGCUAGGACACCCUCUUCUCACCUCUGCCUCCCUUCACCUAUCACGCUCUGACAUUCUAACAUUGCCUCUGUUGAUCUCUGUAUCCCAAUGAAAAAGUCUCAGAAAGCCCAUUGAUGUUCAUCCCUAAGGCCUGGGUGUCUGACGUACAGUUCUGUUCUGCAUCAUCUUAAACAGCCUCUUAGAAGUAUUUAGAAAAUCUGGAGCUCAAAGUGCAUUCUGCCACAUUGAUAUUUUAGUGUAGUAAAUUAGGAACACUGACAUGCUACAGGGCACAUACCAGGUUACAUGUGGUAGCAGCUCUGAUGUGAUUAGCUAAUUGAAGUUAACUGCCAUGUACAUCGACACCACAUAACCAGUGCUGAGUAGGGUGUGUACACUUUCCACCUUGGGAUGAGGUGCAUAAACUUCCCUCUUGGCUUUGCGUCAUGUCCAGGUUACUGUUGAUUGGCUUACACCUGCAAGAGAGGAAACAGCCAUUUGGUUUGGUCGAAGCUUCAGGAGGGAAAGGGGUAUGUGGGAGGGGGGGUGACAAAUACCUGCUGGGAGGGCUCAGGAGAUAACCGUGCUGAAAUGCUGUUAUUAUUCUGUUUAUCCCAAACCAAUCUUGGGCUUCAUUCUUUGGCUUUGUUUGACCUCUUUUAUUUCCCUUGAACGUUUAAUUAAAUUCAACCAUAUUCUGUCACCUGUCCAGUUUCAGUGGAAUCUUGCAUUCCUGGUUCAUUGUAACAAAUUGUUCUCUCAGAUCCAGCCAGCAAGUUUCUCUUUAUUUGUCGGGCUUUUCAAAAUGGUAUGGCCAGUAUCACAGUAUCUUGAUACACCCCUUAUAGAAUCAAGAGUUACUUUCUUCAUAGUUGUAUUGAAACUGUGCAGGGGAAUAUGGCUUUGGGGCAGAAAGUGAAGAAUUUGCCCUCCUUUGAGUAAACCCUGCAUAAUGAUUAUUAACCACACAAAGUAAUGUACCAACCCAUUUGGCCCAUAGGAAACUCAAAACAUACUGGUCUUAGGCAAUAAUCUGGACCCUGGUACUGGUUUCCCUUUAUUCUUGUGUUGUUUAAAGGUAAAGAACUUAACUCCAACCAAACCAGUUACCAUUGAGUUACCUGGCACCCUCAACCACUGGGAGGUGGUGUGUAUUAUGGGUGGGAAGGAAAUUUUGGUCAGGACCUCCUGAACUUGAGUCCUAUCCAUAUGAUCUGGGCUACCUCACUUCUGGGUCGUGAAGCAGUGGUUCUGUAGAAGGUGCAGAAGACCAUGUGGAGUUCAGAGAAUGGGACCAUGAUGAACCUGCUUUCUGAGUGUGUAAUUACUUCCUCUUCCUGAGAAUGGACUGAGGCUGGAGGUCUUUGGCUCAGACAGGUGUUGUAAACUAACUGGAAAGGGCAAAAAACUAUUUUUGUUUAAUCAAGACCAGUUGAAGGUAGAGCUCAGACUCAGAUAAGCCCCCAAAGCUGCUGUGAGGGAGGUGCUGAUGGGCAGGGCAUGGGCCAACAUCCCCUGGCUCCAGCCUGCACAGAAUGCUGGCAUGCUUUGGAGGGCAGGAGAAGGGGAUAUUGUAAAGCAAGACAGGACCAGCCCUGAGGGUGGAGACUUGAGGCCCAGGACAGCUCUGGGAUCUGUGAUGGUGGUGGUGGCCCUCUCACUGACAUCUUAGGCUGCAGGGGAGGCAGGCUUUAGGCCUGAAGCAGCUAAGGCCUGUAAAGAAAGACCCAACAUAGUGUCACUUCUGCUAGGCCAAGUCAAACCCGAACUGAAUACCUAAGUAGUUUCAACCUCCCCCAGAGAUGCAGUCACUCAGGAUACAUUUUAGUUAGCAUCAAUAAGAUAAAGGUCACAUGUGUCCUCUCCAUCCCCCAAAGGAAUCCACCUAAUAAGACCAUCCUGUCCCCAGACGAAGGUGACUUCAUCCAAAGCAGUCCUCUUUCUGUUUGUUACUCUCAUCCUGCAUUUAAAAACCUCUCUGUAUCCCUUUGGAGCAUCUCUCGACUUGCUAGAGGGGUGCUGCCCAAUUUAUGGAUACUUAAUAAUAAAGCUAAUUAAGUCUUAAAAUUUA
This is a messenger RNA of Manis javanica (Malayan pangolin), 3497 nucleotides long. RefSeq names its product chromatin target of PRMT1 (gene CHTOP). NCBI's taxonomy places the organism in Eukaryota, Metazoa, Chordata, Mammalia, Pholidota, Manidae. The record is from RefSeq and is a predicted model, not a curated record.